AUGAUUUUGCAUUUUCAGGGGAGAGAACUGCAUGUAAACAAUACAGUUCUCUCCACUGUCAGCUCCUGCACACUGCAUAGCACAACCAUACAAAGCAGUGUGCUUACAGUUGAAAGCACACACACAGCUUACUGUGAAACAGCACACACGGAACACCCUUUUAUCGCCUCAGAUGUUAACCCCUUCCUGCCCAGUGCCGUUACUACAGUGUCAGGGCUUUUUAUUAGAACUGAUCACUGUAUUGGUGUCACUGGGGAUGUCAGUGAUACCAAGUCAGUUUCUCCCAGUGUCAGAAUGCUCGCCACAGUUCCGCAAUAA
Staurois parvus is the source of this 318-nucleotide messenger RNA. The record is from the annotation of a GenBank genome assembly. Lineage: Eukaryota; Metazoa; Chordata; Amphibia; Anura; Ranidae.